Messenger RNA from Talaromyces amestolkiae, 3669 nucleotides. RefSeq lists its product as uncharacterized. The record is from RefSeq and is a predicted model, not a curated record. Lineage: Eukaryota; Fungi; Ascomycota; Eurotiomycetes; Eurotiales; Trichocomaceae. The transcript has 2 exons. The coding region runs from base 1 to 3669 and encodes 1222 amino acids.
AUGGCCAAAAAGAAUAAGGCAAAGAAGGACAAGGUCGAAAAAAGAAAGAAUCAGAAGAACGAGGACGCUCCCCCUGCUUUGCCUGAGCUGGAGCCUGAAGAGGUGGCGCCUGAAGAAGUCGAUACGUCCAAAGAGGUCAAGUCACCUUCUUUGAGUGCACAAAAGGAAGUUGCUUCCUUGGAGGACACAGAAGAUAUUUCUCCUGCUGCAGAGCAAGUCGAGGCAUUACCAGAGAUAGUGGAAAGCAACCUAGCCGAAAUCGACAACAAGGACGACGUCGAAGAGCACCAAGAAAACCAAGGACUAGAAGAGCAGCAAGACUUUGAAGAGCAACACGAUCAUCGACGUGAGCCACAAGAACAAGGUCCCGAAGAGCAACAAGAACCAGAAGAAUUACAGCCUCCUGAAGACUGGAGCAUGAUUGCACCCCACCAACCGACCAUCCAAGACGAUGAUUCGGCUUCAAUGAAGAGCAAGAAGCAUUCACACGCCAAGUCAGUUAGCGGGAGGUCAUCUGGUACCGCACCAAGAAAGGACCUCACAGAAGAGAAGGAUACUUUCGAAGAUGCUAAAGAUGAAUCAGUGGAAGUAGUGGAAAUGGUCCAUCCCAAACAAGCUCUUGAAGAGAGACACGAGGAACAUGAAGCUAUCACAGACACACUGGAUGCCGAACACGAAGACCAAGAGUCAGUGCCAGUUGAGGUGUACGAAGUAAAAGAAGAUGAUGUUGCUCCGGAACACACCGAAGAAGCACCCGAAAACCAUAUAGAAGAGGCACAAGAGGCCGAACAGAUUGUCCCAGAAACUGAGCCAGCCGAAGACAAAGAGCUACUCGCAGACGACCACCAAGUACAAAUAGAGGAGGAACCAAAGGAAAUUGCAGAAGAAGAAGAAGAAGAAGAAGAACACCAAGACCACCCGGAGGAUGUUGCUCCCGAAGUAGCUGACAACAUGUCAUCAAAACACUCCAUUUCCGGGGUCUCUCAUGCCGGACCUGCACCCUUGCCAUCACCCGUACCUAGUGAGCCACGCUCUGUACAUUCUCCAGCCAUCCCUUCCGACCAUCCCCUCUCCCGUCAUGGCUCGCCUAUGAUGUAUCACACCUCACCACAAUACAGAUACGCAAGCCCUACAAUGCAAGCAUACAGUCCAUACAUGAUGGGAAUGCAUCCCGCACAAAUGCAUCCAGGCAGUGUUGCUCCAUCUUCCGCCAGCUUCGCCACGGCUUACCCUAAUGCCUAUCACUCUCCCAUGAUGGAACAUACACCCAUGGCAUCUCCUCAUAUGUAUCCCCGUCGCUCGAGCACAUAUGCAAAUGGCGCAAGAGACUAUUACAACGGCCGCAUGGAUCGUACAUUAUCUGGUGGAAGCGGGAACAGUCAUGCACAUAGCCAGCGCAUGGAAAAGACAAACAGCCACACUAACAAUGAGGACGACCAUCACGAACACCAUCAUCUCAUGGGAAGGGUUGAAAAAGCUAUGCCAGAUCUCAGUCGCAUGUUGGAUAGUUUCAAGGAAACCCGCAACAAGCUUCAGGCUAGAGAAGCAGAAUUCAAGCAGUUGCAGUCACAACACGAACAAGCCAUCAUGCACAAAGAUUUCUACAUAGAGGCGCUUCAAGGUCAAAUGAAGAAGGCUGCUACGGAGACGGCGGAGGAGUACGGCAAGUUCAAGGACAUUAUCAGCGGUCUUCGCGUGGAUCUGUCGAAUCAGCAAGAUAGAAUCAAGGACUUGCAACAGUUUCUCGAUACAUCGCGGAAACAGAAUGAGGAACUUGAGCAAAUCAAAUCGGAGCUUGAGUCGGAGAUCCGCACUCUUGAGAAGAGGGUUGAAGAGAUGCAGAUGGAUCAUGAGAGAGCACUUGAAGAGGCGAAGGAACAUGAACGAGCCGAACUGUCGAUGCAAAAGGAGGAGUUGACGAAUCUGUUCGAAGAGAUCAGGACCGAGGACGAGACUGCCGCCAAUGAACGGUACAACGAGCGUGAAAAGGAGCUUCUUGAAGUGCAGGAAACGUUGAAAUCUGCAUGGGAAGAGAAGCAUCGCGAAUUGGAAGAAGCGCAUGGCAACCUAAAGACUGAACAUGACGACAAACACGCCGAACUUGAGAGGACUCUUGCCGACUUAAAAGCUGCAAAGAAUGAUUUGCAGGCAGUUCGUGAUUCGCUUGUGAGCAAGUCAGAGGACUUGGAGACGAAAGAGAACGAGCUUGAGACGACUAAGGCGGAACUCGAAGAGAAACUGGGGGAAGUCAAGAAAGCUCAGGAUGAACUUCACUACAAGCAGGAGGAACUACAAGCGACACAAGCUGAGUUGCAGUCGACACUUGAGGAGCUCGUGACCAAGAAGGCGGAGUUAGAAGGCAAGCAUGCCGAGUUGGAGGAUGCUCACAAGCGACAUGCGGAGGAGAAGGGACAGCUUAUCGGGUCUCAUUUCACCGAACUCGAUAACAUUCGUGAUGUUCACGCAACGGAGAUUAGCAACCUGCGCACCACACACGAAACCAAUGCAAAGGAACUCCAAGACCGCCUUGACAAAUUCGCAAAGGACUUUGACGAAAAAGAAAGGACAUGGGCAGCUGAGAAAACCAUGCUCCAACGACAACUUCACGAGAAACUGGACGAAUUGGCCGGCAUUGAACGAGAAAAGGACGCUUUGGAACGAGACGAUGUUGUCCGCGAACGUCACCUACAAUCCGCGGUCGAAGAAAUGCGCCGAACAAUCGACAACAUGGAAAACGACAGAGAAAAGCUGCGAAAGACAUUGCAGAGUCUUGGGGAAGCCACGGAUUUAAAGUCUUCAAAGGGUGAUCAAUUCUUUGUCGACCAAUUUGGUCAACUCCGACGCUUGAUCGUCGAACUCUCCAAGGAGCACUUUUCCUAUCUUCCCAUCGAUCCACCAAAGGAUAUUCUCGAGAAAAUACCCUCUGAAAUGCCGUCCUUUCUCGACAACACCGUCGCAUCUCGGGAACUGCGGUCUGCCUACAUCCAACACGUCGUCUCUAAAACCUUGACGUACCGCAUCUUCCAACCUUUCCUCUUCACCUUGGGCCGCAGGUACGACAAAGCCGAUACCUUUUUCCAGGUGUUGUCGAUGGACAUCCGCCGCAAAUCCGUCCGUCGUGAAGCGUUCUGGAGACAACAGACACUAAAAGCAGCCUACACCACCUCAGACGCAAAGCAGUCCAUCAAUGUUGUCGCAGCUGUGAUUGUAGAUGAAAUUGUGGACCACAUCAAGCAUUUCGCGGAUCCAAAACAAUUAGAUGCAUUGUUGAGUGGCAUCCGACGCAUCGUCAAGCUUGCGGCUGAGACAUGGAGGCAUGCGCGCGUUGAGAGGGAGCUUGUACUUGCUACUAUGCCAGCGCCAGAGUCGGAUGGGGAGGUCAACGAGGGCUGGGAAGAGUAUACCUGCGGCAGAUCCUCGCCUGAGUCCAGCCCAAGUGGCAGCGCCGUAAGUGGUGGUCGACAUGUCCUACUACGAGUGUUUCCGCGUAUAUACAGGGAAGCGGCUCAUGAAGACUUUAUUGCGGAUGAUAAGGAGAAGAUGAAUGCUUGUGUCUAUUUCCCGGGUUCCAUUCUCUAUUCCGAUUCUCCUUCAGUGCUUGCGAGGAGGGAAGAGCAGGGUCAGAAGGGGAGUGUGAAUGGGGAAACAACACGUUCUUCGAGCCCAUAA